Molecule: messenger RNA, 1263 nt
Organism: Sphenostylis stenocarpa
Lineage: Eukaryota; Viridiplantae; Streptophyta; Magnoliopsida; Fabales; Fabaceae
Source: the annotation of a GenBank genome assembly
AUGAACUUUGAGAUUGCAUUUAGACACACACCACAUUUCCUACCUCACCCUUCACAUUUUCCACCACUUUGCCACGACUUUUCCACUAAAAUGACUUCUGAGACGCCGACCGUACCGCUCAAAGAGGAAGAGGUUCACCGGCAGGUUUUGAUGCAGUUCAUGACCAACAAAGAAGUUGUUCUUGCUGCUGCUGCUGCAGCCACCAUAAGCGGAACGGUGACUGCAGAAAGUGGGGAAAAUGAUGCAAAAGAAAAAGGUGAAGUUGAGGAAGAAUAUGAUGAAAAUGGAAAAGAUGAAGUUGAGAAAGAAGAUGUUGAAAGGCGAAUAUAUGAAGUUGAGAAAGAAAAUGGUGAUACUGUGAAGCUAUAUUUCAACCCUUCUGAUGCUAUUCUGCGGGUCAGAAAUGGACCAGCAAUAGGCAUAGCCAUGUUACCUACUGAAGAAGAGGUUGAAGUAUAUUUUAAAAGAAUGUUCAACUUGCCACCAAACCAUGAAUUUUAUUGCCCCCGUUGUAAGGCUUGCAUCGACAAGGUCUUGUUUUGCCCUACACGACCAGAGCCUGUACCUUCAGUUCCAGUGCCUCCAGUUUCAGUGCCUCCGGUAACAGUGCCUCCGGUAACAGUGCCUUCAGUUCAAGUGCCUCCGGUAACAGUGCCUCCAGUUUCAGUGCCUCCGGCAACAGUGCCUCCAGUGUCAGUGCCUCAAGUAACAGCGCCUCCAGUGCCUCCAGUUCGAGGGCCCGAAGAUGAGGUUGAAUGUUUUCUGAGGGACUUGAAAGCUUCAAAACCAGGAGAAGCAAGAGAAGAAGAAGGAAGUGAAAGAGAGGCAGAAGCAGAUAAAUAUACUGAACUGUUGGGAAAGAGGGAGAAUUUCUAUCUACAUGCCUUUUUUGCGUUCCUAUCAUUCCUUAUAUUUGGGUUAGUGCCCCCAGUAGUGUAUGGCUUCUCAUUUGGUGAGAGUGGUGAUAAGGAUCUGAAGCUUGCAGCAGUUGCAGGAGCUUCUCUAAUUUGUAUCACACUGCUUGCCAUUGCCAAAGAUCAGUCCCAAAGACCCAAUAACACUUUCAUCACAUUUUUCAAAACUGUCACAUUCUAUGUUACCUCAGGAGUAUUGGCCUCGCUGCUUACUUAUGUAGCUGGAGCUCAGAUCAACAAACUCAUUCAACACCUUGGAUGGUUUCAACCAAAUCCUGAAUCCAACUUUUCUUUGUCUCUUCCUCAUCAUUUGGGUGUACCACACAAAUCUGGAUGGGGUUCCUACUAA